AUGCCCGUUCCCGACGAUGGGCUUGACCAAGUACUACUGCACUACACAGAGCACAACCCAUCGGGGAGAUCUACCGUGGUUCUUAUUCACGGCGCCUGUACUUCAGGCCUAAACUGGGACCUUGUUGUGCCACAUCUCGCCGACUCAUAUCAUCUGCUCGUUCCAGACUUACCUGGCCAUGGCCUGUCACGGAACGUGACUCCAUUCUCAGCCGAAUACUCCUCGCGUCUUCUUGAAAGACUGAUUCGCAAGCAUGCCCACGGCGGAAAAGCACAUAUCAUUGGCCACAGCCUAGGUGCGAACGUCGCUGUUGAAUUUAUAACAUCCCACCCAGAAGUUGUUAACACCGCUUUCGUCUCGGGCUUUGCUAAAUACCCACGGACAAAUUUUGCGUCGUUUCUUCCAUACGGCUUUUGGGCAGAGAAUCGAAUUACGAAACUAGUUCCUAGCGCUUUGAUAAAAUGGCUAAUGGACGGUACUGAUCUUGGUCAUUCGGGUCCAUGUUCAAUCGAGUUAUGUCGCCAAGUUGUUCCGCCAAUGAUUGAAACAACCUGGCCCUCUCCCUGGCCUGCGCGAACACUUAUUGUUGCCGCUGGGAAGAGUGGGAUUCUCCCGUCGAGUGAUCGUUUAGAGGAUGCUCGAAAACUGAUGGAUAUUGGGAGGGAGAAGAAUGUAGAGACUAUCGCGGUCACUCAUCCGCUUAUGAGGCAUCCUUGGAAUAGGCAAGCACCAUUGUUAUUUGCUCAGACUGCUCGUGCUUGGUUCGAAGGAGAACAGAUCCCGAGUGGUUUCGAAGACCUUUAG
This is a messenger RNA of Venustampulla echinocandica, 804 nucleotides long. RefSeq lists its product as uncharacterized. The coding region runs from base 1 to 804 and encodes 267 amino acids. The record is from RefSeq and is a predicted model, not a curated record. The transcript has a single exon. Lineage: Eukaryota; Fungi; Ascomycota; Leotiomycetes; Helotiales; Pleuroascaceae.